UAACACAAGAAACCGGAACCUGCCUGCUCAUCGGGCUGAAUUCAUCAAACUGACAUUACAUACUACAUACCAUAGUCUAGUAUAUAAAUCGUGAUAACCUUUUUCUUUCAGGGACGUCCUGUGAGAUUUACCAUCUGCUAACUGGAACAUUUUCCAGACGAUUGUGCAGAGUGUUAUAGAGGAUAGUACAAUUUGUUACAUUGAAAUCAAAAAUUUGCCAAAAAUUGGAUAAUACCGAUAUAAAACAACAAUUUAUAACAUUCUCCGAGCAGAGUGUGUUUGAAAAAAAGAUAUUGGUAUUUUUCAACGGAAAUUUUAUUAAGAAGAAUGUCUACCAAUGAUAGUAUGAAUAGUAACACCUGUGUUGUGUGUUAUAAAAAUGUUGAUAUUUAUAGUAUCGGUAUGUGCGAACACCCUGUGUGCUACGAAUGUAGCACUCGAAUGAGGGUACUCUGCUGUCAGAAUGAAUGUCCUAUCUGUCGUCAAGAUUUACCAAAAGUUGUAUUCACGAAGGAGAUAAAACCUUUCCGUUUUCUACAUAAAGGCAAUUUGUUAGACACACGAUACAAUAUCUAUUUCGAUACAGCCGAUAUUCAAAGUAAAUUUUACAAUUUAUUGGCCAACAGUUGCAAUAUUUGUAAGGAAAAACCUGUGUUUAAUAAUUUUAACAGUUUGAAAGACCAUAUGAGACAUCAACACGAGCUGCAUUACUGUGAUCUUUGCGUAGAAAAUUUGAAGAUAUUUUCUCAAGAAAGGCGUUGUUACUCGAGAUCUGAUCUUGCACAGCAUAGAAGAAAAGGAGAUGUCGACGACAAAAGUCAUAAAGGACAUCCGUUAUGCGAAUUUUGCGAUCAACGGUAUAUGGAUAACGACGAAUUAUUUAGACACUUAAGACGUGAUCAUUUAUAUUGUCAUUUUUGCGACGCGGAUGGUUUACAUCAGUAUUACAGCUCGUACGAUUACCUCAGAGACCAUUUCAGACAAGAACAUUUUUUGUGCGAGGAAGGAAUGUGUUCAGAGGAAAAAUUUACAAGUGUCUUUAGGACCGACAUAGACUUUAAAGCGCAUAAAGCGAGUAUUCAUAGUAAACAGCUGAGUAAAGCUGCCGCAAAACAAGCGAGAACUUUAGAGUUAGAAUUUACUCUAGCUCCACGCGGUGAUAAUCGAAUGAACAGAAGAGGAAUGUUAGGUGCAUCAACGUCCAGAAGUUCGAGAGAUUAUAGCGGGAGAGAUUAUAAUCUCAGGGAAUAUCAGCAAACGAUAACACCAAACACUUCGAAUGUAUUUGUAUCGAACAACGAACCUACUUUUGUACGUCAGCCAUCCGUAGAUGUACAGAGUACAGAAGAAUUUCCAACACUGGGUAAUACCGCACCUAUCGUACCUACCAUAACUCAAAGUAAAGGUAGAGGAAACGUAACGAUUCGUAGCACCAUAAGACCGCAGACUCUCGCUGUCACGGAUGAAAACUUCCCUGCAUUGGGAUUAGAAUCGGGAAGUACGAGUAUUUCUAAAACUGUUAAUUUCAGUGUAUCCAGCGGUAAUGCUUCAGGAUCGAGUACGCAACCCCAAAAGAGUACAACUUCCAAUGUAUCUAUUCAAGUAAAUCACGAACCAAAUGGAACGGUCACUACAAAAGUUUCGGGUCCUAAUAUUAGAAUUCGUCCUGCACAACUUUCAAGGGAGUCUGACUUCCCUGCGUUAGGUGGUGCAGAACCAUCGACUAGUAAUACAAAUUCAGCUCAAUGGAAGGAAGUUUUACAGUGGACCUGUUCUAAGUCCGCGUCGACGUCUGUACCGAAACCUAAAAAAGUUGCAUCGCCGCCUUUGGUACCUUCACCGUUAUCUACUCAAUCUGGAGAAGAUUUUCCUACAUUGUUGAAGACGUCCAAAUCAAAGAAGCAAUCGAUAAUCACGGUAGUACCUUCUUGGACUCAACCGCAAAGUUCUAACAAUAGUAAUAACGCGAAAACAACUACUGAUUUAACAAAAGGAAAAACAAAAAAGAAAAAAGUUAAGCAAAAUUGUAAUAAUAACGGUACCAAUGUUAAUGACACUAGCAGUUCGAGAAUGAAUGUAAGUACUGUUGUUGUAAGGAAAGAUUGCGAGACAUCUAAAAUAUCGAAAAAUAUGGAUAUUGUACAGUCAAGUUCCCAGUCUAUACAAAAUACAGAUAACGUUAGCAACAGUGAAAAUACAUCGAAAAAUAUAAAUGUGCAACAUUCAAAGGAAACAGAGCAAAUCAAUAAAAAGGAUAAAAAGAAACAUAAAAAUUUGGAUAACGAAACAAUUGGAAAUACGGGUACAGAUAAUAAUACUUCCAACGGAGUACAGAGGAAACGUACUGAAUUAAAGAUAGAUAGCUUAAAUUCUACUAACAGGAAUGUACGUCGUGUAGAGGAAUUUCCAGCUUUAAGUAGCAGCAGUUCCAAACCACCUGGCUUUACAAAUCCACCGCCUGGAUUUGGAACAACUACUCCUCCACCACCUGGUUUUUGUAUAAAAUAUAAUAGUGUGGAUAAAGUUAACAGUAGUAAUGGAUUAACAUUUACAAAUAGUUCUGGAGAGAGUUACUCGAUCUUACCAGAUGAUAGUAAAGAAGAUAGCGCGUACAAUUACGUAUCUCCUCCAGACUUUCAAAAACGGAACAAAUGUCUCGUGGCCAAAGUUAACGAAGUUCUUGUGCAACAGGACCAGAUCGAGGAAUUUCGGUAUAUAAGUGGAUUGUUUCGCCAAGGAACAUGUAACGCGCAAGAAUAUUACAUGCAUUGUCGCGAAGUUAUGGGUCUUAGCGCUUUUGAGACCGUGUUUCCAGAGCUUUUAGUUCUACUUCCCGAUAUCGCAAAGCAACAGGAACUAUUUAGAGUUCACAAAAAAGAAAGUGAUAAUAAGAUUAAAGGUUUAGAAAUUUGUGCAACCUGUGGCCAAGUUUUGAAGAACGGUCCUGAUUUAAGAACACACGCGACUAGUCAUACAUUAGAAAAUCAUUUUCCAGCACUUGGAAAGACCAGUGUGCCGCUUCAAAAAAAUUCUUGGGCACGUAAAUGAGUAUAAAUCUGUUCCUUUAGUUAACUUGCAAAUUCUGUCAAGACAGUGAAAGAUGCGAAUAAAGGAACUAUGUUGAAUAAACUAUUUUUGUGAAUGGCAUCAUUGUAAAAUAAUCACAAUUAACUCGAGGUUAAAACAUAUGGUGCAUAUUCCAAUUGUCGGUCUUAGAAUUAAAAGUUAAUUUGAACAAAUUAAUUAUCAUAUUACAUUUGUUCAACGACUUGUGUGAUUGCUGCCUAAAAUAAAGAAAAUUUGUUAUCGAA
Molecule: messenger RNA, 3311 nt
Organism: Hylaeus anthracinus
Lineage: Eukaryota; Metazoa; Arthropoda; Insecta; Hymenoptera; Colletidae
Product: E3 ubiquitin-protein ligase ZNF598
Exons: 3
Coding region: 328-3048 (906 amino acids)
Biological process (GO): rescue of stalled cytosolic ribosome; protein ubiquitination
Molecular function (GO): ubiquitin protein ligase activity; ribosome binding
Source: RefSeq, a predicted model, not a curated record